UGGAAAAGCUCAAGCUCAAAAACAAUGGCUUCCAAACCAGGCAUUCUCACAGAUUGGCCAUGGAAGCCACUAGGAAGUUUCAAGUUUGUGAUCUUGGCUCCAUGGGCAAUUCACAGCUCGUACUUGUACUUCAAGGGGGAAGAACAUGAGAGAGAUUUGAGUUAUUUUCUUAUAUUUCCAUUUCUCGUUCUGAGAAUGCUUCACAAUCAAAUUUGGAUCUCUCUCUCCCGUUACCAAACCGCGAAAGGAAACAAGAGAAUCGUCGAUAAACCGAUCGAGUUCGAACAAGUUGACAGAGAGAGGCCAUGGGAUGACCAGAUAUUGUUCAAUGGAUUGUUGUGGUAUGUAGGGAGGAUGGGAUUGACGAGGGGUAGAAAUUUGCCAUUUUGGAGGAGCGAUGGAGUGGUUAUGACCGCGCUCCUCCACGCCGGUCCGGUGGAGUUUCUAUACUACUGGUUUCACAGGGCGCUGCAUCACCAUUUUCUCUACUCUCGCUACCACUCCCACCACCAUUCUUCCAUCGUUACCGAGCCCAUUUCUUCUGUGACACAUCCAUUUGCAGAACACAUAGUGUAUUUCCUGCUAUUUGCCAUACCAUUAGUGGUGACAGUGCUUACAGAAACAGCUUCCAUAGCCUCUUUUUCCUUGUACGUAAUGUUCAUUGAUUUCAUGAACAAUAUGGGUCACUGCAACUUUGAGCUUGUUCCUAAGAGGCUCUUCUCCGUCUUCCCUCCUCUCAAGUUUCUCAUUUACACUCCCUCGUACCAUUCACUCCACCACACCCAAUUCAGAAGCAACUUCAGCCUGUUCAUGCCAAUUUAUGACUACAUGUAUGGGACAGUGGACAAAUGUUCAGAGAGCUUGUACGAAAGUUCAUUGUUAAGAGCAGAGGAGGUGCCGCAAGUGGUUCAUCUGACCCACUUGACCACCCCAGAGUCCAUAUACCACAUCAGGCUUGGCCUAGCCAGUGUGGCCUCGCAGCCCUUAGCCGCCGACCAGGGGCUGCGGCUGCUGUGGCCGCUCACCUUCUGCUCCGUGCUGGCCAGUUGCUUCUAUGGCGAAACUUUUGUCUCAGAGAGGAACACUUUCAAGGCCCUCAAAUUGCAGUCUUGGGUCCUCCCAAGGUUCAAUCUUCAAUAUUUGAUGAAAUGGAGAAGAGAAGCCAUCAACAACUUGAUAGAAGCAGCAAUUUUGGAUGCUGAUAAAAAGGGAGUCAAGGCUUUAAGCUUAGGCCUUCUUAAUCAGGAGAUUUUUUUGCAGGGAAAAGAGCUAAAUGAAUAUGGUGAAAUUUACAUAAAAAGGCAUCCAAAACUGAAGCUAAAAUUGGUUGAUGGAAGUAGCUUGGCAGCUGCUAUUGUGGUCAAUACCAUCCCCAAAGGCACAACCCAAGUCCUUCUAAGAGGAAACCUUUCUAAGGUUGCAUAUGCCAUUGCAGAUGCCCUAUGUCAAAUGGGCUUCCAGGUGGCUACCUUAUACGAGAACGAGCACAAGAAGCUUAAAUCAAAGAUCACUACCAAUUCUAACAACUUGGUCCUUGCAAAAAUUACUACUCAUAAGAUAUGGAUAGUGGGAGAUGGAUUGGAAGAGUUUGAACAACAAAAUGCACCAAAAGGGACAAUCUUCAUUCCCUUUUCACAGUUUCCUCCAAAAAGGCUUAGAAAAGAUUGCUAUUAUCACAUCACUCCUUCUAUGAAGGUUCCUUCUUCUUUUGAGAACGUCGACUCUUGCGAGAACUGGUUGCCGAGAAGAGUGAUGAGCGCGUGGCGAAUGGCCGGGAUAUUGCACGCCUUGGAACGAAGAGAGACACAUGAGUGUGGAGAGACAAUGUUGAGCUUGGAGGAUGCAUGGAGGGCAAGCCUUCAAAAUGGAUUUCUCCCUUUGGAGAUUCCUUCAUCUUCCUUCUAAAAUCCGAUACUCAAAAAGUUUAAUACUAAUAUAAUGCAAACUAGACAUAUGCUAUGGAAUUUAUUUAUAUAAUAUAUGAUCUUUGCUAUUAAUAUGAAUGGUAUUAAAUAUAAUGAAAUAUUGACAAGACUAGAAGUUGUAAAAGUACUGAGUGACAAAGUAAUUUAUAUAAACAUGAAGAAUAAAAA
Momordica charantia (bitter melon) is the source of this 2093-nucleotide messenger RNA. Its product is annotated as very-long-chain aldehyde decarbonylase CER1. Gene Ontology annotation, molecular function: oxidoreductase activity; iron ion binding. Gene Ontology annotation, biological process: lipid biosynthetic process. The record is from RefSeq and is a predicted model, not a curated record. Lineage: Eukaryota; Viridiplantae; Streptophyta; Magnoliopsida; Cucurbitales; Cucurbitaceae.